Molecule: messenger RNA, 4919 nt
Organism: Leptidea sinapis
Lineage: Eukaryota; Metazoa; Arthropoda; Insecta; Lepidoptera; Pieridae
Gene: bib
Product: neurogenic protein big brain
Exons: 6
Coding region: 82-1455 (457 amino acids)
Biological process (GO): transmembrane transport
Cellular component (GO): plasma membrane
Molecular function (GO): water channel activity
Source: RefSeq, a predicted model, not a curated record
CGGUUCGCUGUCUACGCGACGCGUCGGUUGCACUUUGCGCGCGAAAAUAAAAUGUCAUCGUGAUUUUUUUUUCUUUUUAAAAUGGGUGAGCAAACGUUUAACAUAACAGACGAUAAUUUGGAACAGCAUAUAGUGACUUUGUUUGAGAAGUUGGAGUGUUUGCGUCGGGAUAAUUCGAAUGAUAGAUUGUUGUCUGGCAAAGUGCCGGCCAGGCUGGAAGUGCGGACUCUGUCACUGUGGAAGGCCGUGGUGGCUGAAUGUGCCGCGUCGUUCCUGUACGUGUUUAUCGUAUGCGGAGCGGCGGGGGGUGCAGGGGUCGGGGCUUCGGCCUCCGCCGUGCUUCUUUCCACGGCUCUCGCUUCCGGCUGUGCGAUCGCUACAUUGACUCUAUGCUUUGCACAUAUAUCUGGUGCGCACAUAAACCCCGCGGUAUCCGCAGCGUUGUGCGUGCGGCGCCGAGUGUCUCUGCUACGGGCCGCACUGUACGUCGCGGCGCAGUGCGGCGGCGCUAUCGCGGGUGCGGCCGCUAUCUAUGGGGUGUCUGUGCCCGGGUACGCAGGUGGUCUGUCUGCGUCGCUAGCGGGGGGUGCGGGAGGCGCUGCGUGGGAGCGACUGGGUGCCGAGCUGGUGCUGUCGGGGCUGGUCUCCGCCACGUACUUCGCGGCCAUGGAGCGUCGCUGGACAGGCGCUGCACCAGCGUUGCUCGGAGCUGCCUACUGCGCCGCUAGCUUCGUCUCGAUGCCUUCACUAAACCCAGCAAGGUCGCUGGGACCAUCGUUCGUGCUAUCACGCUGGGAGAGUCACUGGGUCUGCUGGGUCGGCGGGCUGGGUGGAGGUGUCGCCAGCGGGCUGCUUCACGAAUGGGCCUCACGGAAACCUCGAGGAAAUUCCACGAGGGCAUCAUCGCCGCGAGACCUGGACGACUUAGACAAGCCGGCGUUCCCGAGCCACCACUACCGCCAUGCUUCCACGUACUGCUCGGCCACCGCGCCUCGACCGGGUCCUGAGACCAGCGAGCCUCUGUACUCCGGCAGCAAGUCGCUGUACUGCCGGUCACCACCGCCAGCCAGGCACACGCUGCACAGGUCCCAGUCGGUAUACAGCAAGAGUAGUGGCGCAGGCGGUGCGGGGGGUGCAGGUGUCACGACCCUGGCUCCGGCGCAGAGCCUGUUGCUGCGGCCACCGCACUCCGUCAACCAGAACGUGCACAACGCGCAGCGGGAGCCACUGUACCCUGCCGCCAACGGGAUCCGACCGGGACCAGCUGGUGCGGCCGUUCAAGAUCGUCGCGAGUCUCUAUACAGCUCGGGCACCCGGCGCGGACCGCUCUCGUCCGAGGACAGUGCGUACGGCAGUUACGCCCAGACGCUCGCACACACGACGCACACUGCGCAUGCGCACGGGCCGCACGCGCGUGCAUUCCGCUCGCCGCUGCACCCGCCCGAACACUACUAGCGCCGCGCCUCGCAGCACAAUAUUGCGCUGCUCUUUGACGUUUGAGAUGCGUCACAAAAUGACAUUAGCACAAUGACAUUGACACAACAAAAUGGUGAAUCGUGAAGCCGUGAACUGUGUCCUCUUUAGUGAUUUCACUCGAGGCAUCAUCAAAACCGUAUCUAAAAUACAUAAACGUUGUACAACCAUUUGCCGUUUUGUAAUACAUUACGACCCAAAUUAUAUGUAAGCAAUUUGCUGUUUUUAAAGUGAUUACCACUUCUGGAAUUAAUUAAUUACACAAAUUAAACUGAAAAAUAAAUUCUUUAGUUUUGCUAGAGCGACAUCUCAAGUCAAUUUCCUAAUAUGCAAAUAUUGGGGUUGAGGUUAUCAACUGUAAAGUAGAUCCUGUAGAUGAAGCCACAACCUGAGAGUUGAACAAAGCAUACAAGAUUUUAUGAACGAUACGUCACUCGAACGGUUGGCUCAGUUGGAAAGAGCGCUCGCACGAAACGCGACAGGUCGAGGGUUCGUGUACCGCAUUGUUCAUAAAAUUUUGUUUUCAGUUUCAUUUGUCAAAGUAUAUGGGCAAAUGAUACCAGGUAACAUCAUAUCUACACAUAAAAAUAAAUAUGUUAAUACACCUUAUAUAAUUUAUACUAUGUAAAUUAAUACUAAUUAUAUACUUAAAUAAAUCAUGUACAUAUUUAUGAAGAUAUAGUUGAAUUUUUUUAAAGAAACUUCUUUUGUGAGAAGCAUUACCCUGGUUGUAAAAGGAUACGAUAAUUUUCGUUCGCAAUUAUUAAAAUAUUUCGUACGGCACGAAAUGCUCGGUAUGACGUUGUAAUAACAUCGCGCGACACUCGCUAGGUGCGCUCUCACCUUUAUGAGUGUAGUGACGUCACAGCGGUUUCUUGCACUGUAAGUAAAACAUUAUACACGUUCUAAACAAAGGAAGAACUCUUUUCGUUGAAUUUUUUGUCUAAAAUUGAAUAGAAAAUAUAAUUGCAUUGCAAUUUGUAUUCUUUAAUGUUUAUUAUAAGUUAUUUUAUAUAUUCUUAGUUCUUUUAACUCAAAGACAGAGAUUUAAGGAUUCAAUCAUUUUCUUAACUUUUCUUUAUACUACAACGUUUACCUACCAAAUAAUUUCGAUGUUAUGUUAAAAUAUAAAAUGUUAUAAUUAACAGUGUAUUUUUUGUUUAUUAUGAGUAUCAUAGCAUCUUACCGAAAUAUAAUAAUAAUUAAUAACCAAAGAUUGAGCAUUGGUGUCCGCUGCGCUCCGCCUAUAUACCGCACUACUUAAGAACAAUAGCUUUCUUGUUACGGCAACUAUUAGACGCUUGUGUGCGUGGCAUCUUGACACCCAAUGGCAUCUUUCAAAUUUUGUAACAUACGCUUCGUGAUAUUUUACAUUGAUAUUAAUAAAAUACAAAAUACUUACUCAUGAUCCCAGUGCCUUUCUUAUAUCUUGUAGCAUUAUUUUUACAAAGUUUUACUACGCAACGUUACCACAACUUUAACAACAUGUGGCAUGUCAAUGUCACACACUGUUCGAGACUGGCUCCAGUACGCCCACUUGGGCGUAGUAUUAGUUGCCGCACUUUGGAACUACGCCUGCGGUAUCUAGUUGGAGCACAGCUGAGACCAAUCCUUAAUCUAAGUUAAUAACAUACCUAUGUAUGCUGUAUCUACGGCUUGUAACUAUCCAGUUGAAAAUAAUUAAUAUAAGUAUAGUUUAUUUUAUAAGAAAAGACAUGUACAUAAACUAUGUAUAACAAUGAUAUUGAAAUAAAGGGUUUAAAUUGUACAGUUAAAUGUGCCAUAUAAGUAAUAUUUAGAUAGACAAGUAAAUUAAUUUUAAACGUAGAUAAUUAAAUUUUUCAAAGGUUUUCCUAUUUCAUAUUGUUCAAUAUUAUAAAAUUAUACAACGAAUAGUUUAAUGCUGUUUAAUUGUUCAACAAUUGAAACUUAUAUACCUAUGAUAUUACAUAUUAACAUAAUGAAUAUCGUAUUAAUAUAGUUUAGUUCAGAUACGUGUUGGUAAUUCUCUACUAACAAUGAAUAACAAAUGUAUUAUGAAUAAUUGUUUUUUCUCUUUAUAUGCUGUCAAAACCAAUAAAUUUAACAUUAACUUGUCUGUCCUUCUAGAGUUGAUUAAUGUUUUGAAAUGACUCGGAAUAGGGAAUUUUUUGGUACCGAGGUCCAAAGCUGUUGUCAAGCGCAGGCUGCGAUCUAUCAGUAAAAUAAUUAGCGGGCCGAAAAUUUGUAACAGAAUCUGAUAUAAACUAGAGAAAAUACUUGAUUUAAGUAAUUAAUUGCCCAUAAGCUUUGACAAUAUCUUAUAAAUUCGAAAGACUACCUAAUAACUUGUGAACCUAGACUAAAACAUGGAGGCAUAUUUAAACUCGUAUUGAAUAUCACAAUGGCCGAAAUUUAGAUUUAUAAUCGGAAAAUAUGCGAUGCUCUAUCUCGGUUUACUACUUUGUUUAUAAUAUGAUGCGGGUUUGAAAAAAGCCGUGCAAAACAAAUCAAACCAAAAUGAAUAAAAAAUGUUCAAAAACAAUGUUCUUUAUGGAAACAAAUGCGGUAUCUAAUCGACGUAAACGUACCUAAAAAUUAUUAUAUUCUAGUAGUUGAGACAUAAGAAGACUGUUACCUUUAUUUUUAAUAAGGCUUCCAAAUAUUUCUAAUUAUAAGAUAAUUAAUUACUAUUGUACCUAUUAUAAUUUGUACAAAUGUUGUUAAACUUUGUAUUGUAUUUUCUAGUACAAUCAAUGUUACUCAUUGCAUCUGAAUCUAUAAACCUAGUUUUUAAUUACGUACAAAUAUCAAUGCUCCUAAAUACAAAGUUCUAUAUGCCCGUAUUAAAAUGCGCCAAAGAGGAUGUAAAUACUACGUAAUAAGAGGCGAGACUGUCUAAGUAAAAAUUCAAAUUUAGUUUAGUAUGAAACAUACAGUCAUUUGACAUAAGUUUGAAAUAGUAGUUAAAGUAUAGCGAUUGGCGACGAAGUAUAAUCCGGCUAAGUUUGAAAGCGAACAGUUGCUUAUAACGUAGUGGAUCUCCUUUUUAACAACAUUACAACCGUCACCUGUCAAUCUGUCAAUGACUGCACGUUUCAUACAAUCGAGUGUAUUGCUUUGUUCUUAGAGUUUCGCUAGGCUGAAAAGUGCCAUUUUAUUGAAGCCGCACAUCUCAGAAUACAGAACAAACAGUAUCAGCUCAUCUUUAUUAGACCUUUCUAGCGAUACCACUGACUGUUGUAACUAUACUUAGUUACAUUUUAAACGCGUACGAAAAUAAACAUUUUAAACACUUACUUACGUCGUAAGGUACCAAUAUAAAUAUUAUCUCGCGUAAUAAAUUUAAAUUUGAAAACUGUGUUAAAUUUUAUUCAUCACUUUGUUAAAAAGAGCGUAGUAUGUUUGUAUUUACCUAAUAUUAAAUUUGAAUAAUUUGUAAAUAAAUAUAAUUUUACUUAAAUAUA